This is a messenger RNA of Nothobranchius furzeri (turquoise killifish), 1114 nucleotides long. It is a transcript of the gene tmem234, whose product is annotated as transmembrane protein 234. NCBI's taxonomy places the organism in Eukaryota, Metazoa, Chordata, Actinopteri, Cyprinodontiformes, Nothobranchiidae. The record is from RefSeq and is a predicted model, not a curated record.
GUUUUUAAAGAAUAUUUAACUGAAAGCAACGAGUUAAUGUGUUGGAUUUAAAUGUGUUUGCUAACAGCCAAAGACGUGUCUUGAAUGCAACUUUAUUUGGACUUGCUAUGAUGCUGUAAGAAUGGUGACUGUAGCGGAACUCUUCAGUCUAGUUCUUGUUUCCGUGUUGUGGGGCUGCACCAACCCUUUCCUAAAGAAAGGCUCAGAGGGAAUAGAAAAUCUUACUAAAUCCAACAAAGUGUUGCAACUGCUAGCCGAAGUCAAGUUUCUUUUCUUAAACCUUAAGUACCUGGUCCCAUUUCUUCUGAACCAGAGUGGAUCGCUGGUCUACUAUUACACACUGUCAACCACAGAAUUGUCUCUUGCUGUUCCUGUGGCCAACUCUCUCACCUUUCUUUUCACUCUGCUGACUGGGAAGUUGCUGGGAGAAACGUUUGGAGGCAAACAAGCUGUAGUGGGAAUGUUUCUCACCAUGGCUGGCAUCACCCUGUGCAUCAUAAGCUCCAUCAGUGACGACGACACAGAGAAGCAGAACACAACCCACCCAGAGCUCUAAUCAAGAUGGAGAUUAAAGCAAAUUGGCAUGUUUCGAAGGGAGUCCUCAGCAGGGUGAGAAGACCAAAGCUGCCGCUGGGGCUGCAGACUAGAGGGGGGUGGUUUAGAUUUAGGCUGUAGCUCUGGAGGGAGAAAUGCACCCCAAGUCAACUCAGCUGUGUAUAAACUAGAUGUUGAAGCGGGUUCGUGCAGGGUUCAGUCCAGAGCUAAAGCGGAUUUAUGGACCUCUAUGUGAUUGGAAUUAGCUAAGAUGCUAUAGAGCCAAUGGAAAGGGCCAAGAGCUGCAUUCUUUAUGUGAUAACAUUGUUUUUAUUUAUUUAAAAAAAAAAGACAACACAGUUGAGCUGUUUUGUAUGUGACCUUGUUCCCUUUGCUGCUUUGUGCAUAAAACUCACUGAGGUGGAUCUUUAUAAGAAAAUCUGUAAAUUGUUUUAAAAAGUAUAGAAUUAAAGACCAAAUGCAUAAUAACACAUUUUUAUUUUCACAGUAUUCAAAUGAUUUAAGACACUGUACAGUCACAGUACUAAACUAUUUUUAAUAAACUGUUGGCAGACAUUCA